UAUUUCUUCAAGUAGGGUUAUUGUCUUCGAUCAUAAAAAAUACGUGUUUCUUCGAAUUUCUGUAAGGGAAGAUUUUGAUACAAACAUUACAUUAUAUGUGAAUAUUGAGAGGAGUAGCUCAACUGCCGCAUAUGAAUACUUCUCUGCUAAACUUUUAGAGAAAAGAGAAGAUAGU
Molecule: messenger RNA, 175 nt
Organism: Striga hermonthica
Lineage: Eukaryota; Viridiplantae; Streptophyta; Magnoliopsida; Lamiales; Orobanchaceae
Source: the annotation of a GenBank genome assembly